This is a messenger RNA of Papilio xuthus (Asian swallowtail), 3159 nucleotides long. RefSeq names its product mitogen-activated protein kinase dJNK (gene bsk). NCBI's taxonomy places the organism in Eukaryota, Metazoa, Arthropoda, Insecta, Lepidoptera, Papilionidae. Gene Ontology annotation, molecular function: MAP kinase activity; ATP binding. The coding region runs from base 418 to 1605 and encodes 395 amino acids. Gene Ontology annotation, biological process: protein phosphorylation. The record is from RefSeq and is a predicted model, not a curated record. The transcript has 13 exons.
ACGCGCCGUAAUUAUUUCGUCGUCGACAUUUGUUCUAAUAAAAAUAUAGAAUAAUCCAUUCUAAAUCGUAUUUAUAACGUGAUAAUUUUGUGGUCCAUAUUGUCGGCGAUUGUUUUAUACUAAGAAGACCGGCUUGAGAGAGAUAGACGUAAUUGCGUUGAUGGUGUUCAAUAAAACAUAGUCUGUGGACACACAAUGGAUGCGCGGACCUUAUGACAUAAUAAGCAUAUUGAAGUCUUCUACUAGUCCUAGUUUGCCUGCUUGCUCGACUGCCUGCCUGCCCGUGUCAGCGUUUGCAUUACACCACGCAACAAGUACCGCACUCUCCACCACUGCGAAGCAACCGCAAACCUGCCCCGAUAUAUGGACUGCUUGCACUCCUUCUACGCAAAUAACUUUAUAAAGUAGGGGUGGUUGAUGCCCCACGCGGCGCCCGCGACCGCCAUGUCGGCCCCGCCGCGACACCCGCACUUCUACACCGUUGAGGUGGGCGACACGCGUUUCACCAUCCUCAAGCGUUACCAGAACCUCAAGCCCAUCGGCUCCGGCGCACAGGGGAUCGUAUGCGCGGCGUAUGACACGGUGACACAACAGAACGUGGCCAUCAAGAAGUUGUCACGUCCGUUCCAGAAUGUGACGCACGCGAAGCGCGCCUAUAGAGAAUUCAAGCUUAUGAAACUCGUCAAUCAUAAGAAUAUCAUCGGCCUGCUGAACGCGUUCACACCGCAGCGCAGCCUGGAGGAGUUCCAGGACGUGUACCUGGUGAUGGAGCUGAUGGACGCCAACUUGUGCCAAGUCAUCCAGAUGGACCUGGACCACGAGCGCAUGAGUUACCUGCUCUACCAGAUGCUCUGCGGCAUCAAGCAUCUCCAUCUCGCAGGCAUCAUACACAGGGAUUUAAAGCCGUCAAACAUAGUGGUGAAGAGCGACUGCACGCUGAAGAUCCUGGACUUCGGUCUGGCGCGCACUGCCGGCACCACCUUCAUGAUGACACCCUACGUCGUCACCAGAUACUACCGCGCUCCUGAGGUGAUCCUGGGCAUGGGGUACACGGAGAACGUGGACAUCUGGUCAGUGGGCUGCAUCAUGGGCGAGAUGAUCCGCGGCGGAGUGCUCUUCCCCGGCACCGACCACAUCGACCAGUGGAACAAGAUCAUUGAACAACUGGGCACGCCCUCCGCGGCGUUCAUGGCGCGGCUGCAGCCCACAGUACGCAACUACGUCGAGAACAGGCCGCGCUACGCCGGGUACAGCUUCGAGCGUCUCUUCCCGGACAUACUCUUCCCCAGCGACUCCAACGAGCACAACCGUCUCAAGGCGUCGCAGGCGCGCGACCUGCUCUCCCGCAUGCUGGUCAUCGACCCCGAGCGUCGCAUCUCUGUGGACGAGGCGCUGCUGCAUCCCUACAUCAACGUCUGGUACGACGAGGGAGAGGUCAACGCGCCGGCGCCGGCGUCGUACGACCACUCGGUGGACGAGCGCGAGCACACUGUGGAGCAGUGGAAGCAGCUCAUCUACCAGGAGGUGGUGGAGUACGCCGCCCCUCCGCCCGCGCCCGCACACCCCCCGCCCCCGGACCACGCCCAGCCAGCGCUCACCACAUAGGUACCAGCCGAGCUGACCGCCGAGCUGUAACGGUGCGAGUGACGCAUCGUGCCCGGGGGCGUGGCUAAAGCGGUCCGGGGGCGUGGCCAGCUCAUGCCGGGGCGUGGCCUACGCCGCGACGGGCGCUCGGCGGUCAGUCGAGCGGCAGUCUCCUCUACUCUACUCACUUCCUGUUUCUUAUAUGUAUAUGUAGGUUAAGCACUCGUUACGUGGUGUCUCAGUCGGAGUCGGAGUUUUGCUGUGGAAAAAGUGCUCGGAAAUUCAAGAAAGAUUCUAGAAAUAAUGGCUCUGUUGAGGAAUGCGGCGCUAGAAAACACCCCAGCGUAUGAAAAGUCGGAUACAAACUGUCAUUAUAUAAAAGUGUGUGUGUCUGUGUGUUCGCAGCGGUUUCGAGGCGGAGUGCCUUUUCUUUGGUCGCGGACUGGACUUUUCGUAUUAAAAAUGUUUGUUAUAGUGUAUGUUAGAGUCGGGACACGUGACGUCACGCUCGGCUACUGUAAGGUUAAGCUUAGGGUGCGGUCACAUUGAAGCGAGAACGAAGCAGAAUGUGAAUGUGUAAGAAGUAGGAGAAAGGAAGGAGUGGAGAAAAGUUAGUGUUAUUUAUCGACAAUAACAUGCGUUGUGAAAUUACCGACGAUUGUAUUUAGCUGGGACUUCAAUGUAAACGCACCCUUAUUCUGUUGUAACGUGCAAUCUUUUAGUUAAUUAUAAACACGGAAUGUGAAUGUUGUCAGGUUUGUGAGUAUGUACAGGACCUCAGACCUCUGGAGAACUGGCUCCGUUAUUUUGUUGCUGAACUAUUUCUAAAUAAGGUAUCGUCCAUUUAUCACGUAACACUCGAAGUGGGGAGGAGUUCUGAAAAAAAUCACAAAUCAUCACGGGGUGGGGGAGUUAACACAAGAUAUCACGUUAUUUUCUGACCGAUGACUUAAAUGUGAAGAAUAAAUGAAGACAGUGUGCAAGUGGUAGAGAUAUGGCAACUUUUAACAACUUUUUUGACCCCAACCCCGUGGACUCACUUGAUUCAUAAACAGCUCCUACAAUCUUUAUUUACACAAUUUCGAUCUUGGAUUGAAACAAGAUUUACUUAAACCAAACGAAAGUGUCCACUUUACUUUUUUUUUCAAACAACCACUUUUUACGUUCGAGUCAGCAAAGUUUGACAUGUAUUAAAUAGCAAUGUUAGUUUGUAUCUAUAUAUAUGAUGUCUGUCUGUGCGUCACUGAGCGUCGGUAUUUGUUUGUAGCAGACGAGACGUGUAUACUACACGUCUGUAUGUCUGUCUGUCUGUUGAUAGAGUACGAUACGAGUAAGUAGGAACUAGUUAUGUUGUUGAUAUUGUAAUACUGGAUUUAGAUAAUAAAGUACAUUUCUUAAGUAGUUCCCGUAGAUUGCCUCGCGCUACACACUAACAUACAACACUAUUCAACUUUUAUAUAUAUAUAUUAAUCCUUAUCUCUAUUAUACUAAGUUUUACAUUAAUUAUUUCACUGCCGAAGUAUUUGUAGGAAAAUGUUGACAAUCACAUUCUUUUAGAAAAUAACUAAUAUUUAA